UGUGACUUUUGCGCUACAUCAAACACUGUAGUUCAAGAUAGAAAAGUAACUGAACGAAACACUCAUUCUUCCAGACAGAAGAAGAAGACUUAGAAAUGUGCCUGUAGUUUCUUGGUUCCUUUCAAUCAUGUGUGGAUCAGCAAAUAAAAGUCAAAACGGGUCACAUUGUGCUUGGUGUGAAGAUGGAGGAAGAGAUCUUAGUUUCUCAAUUACAGUUGGUCACAUCAAAAAAGAAUUCUGCUCUGAAUCAUGUCUUGCUAAAUUCAAAAAAUCAUAUUUAAAGGUAUCUUGUACCUUAUGUAAUACCACUAUCCAUGAGUCUCCUAUAUGGUUAGAAGAAGAAGGUCAUAUAAAGGACUUCUGUAGCACAGACUGUUUACAAAAAUACAGACUUAAGGAGUGCAGUAAUCCCCAGUCAGUGUCACAUGAGUCUAAAGGAAAACAAUCAAAUGGGGCACAUCGGUAUGAAAGUACAGGUUACUUUGACUGGAAUGUAUAUCUCAAAGAAACUAGUUCUGAAGCAGCACCAGCUUCUUGUUUUAAACAGCAUCCACAACCCCCAACAAAUGAGUUCAAUGUAGGUAUGAAGCUGGAAGCUAUUGAUCCUAGAAACGUAACUUCUAUAUGUAUAGCAACAGUUGUGGAUAUCCAAGGCCCUCGGCUUUGCCUAAGAUUGGAUGGAGGAGACAACAAGAAUGACUUUUGGCAACUUGUAGAUUCUUCAGAGAUACAUCCUGUUGGUCACUGUGAAAAAAAUGGUGGUAUGUUACAGCCACCUCUGGGGUUUCGUAUGAAUGCUUCUUCUUGGCCCAUGUUUUUGUUGAAGACUUUAAAUGGAGCAGAAAUUGCAUGUUCAAAAUUAUUUAAGAAGGAACCACUUACACCAAAAUCUAAUAAAUUUAGAGUGGGCAUGAAAUUAGAAGCCUUGGACAGAAAAAAUCCACAUUUGAUAUGCCCAGCUACAGUGGCAACAGUAAAAGAUGACAUGAUAUUUGUUGCUUUUGAUGGUUGGAGAGGAGCCUUUGACUACUGGUGUAAAUUUGAAUCAAGAGAUAUUUUUCCUGUUGGAUGGUGUAAAGCAAGUGGUCAUCCUCUUCAGCCUCCAGGUUAUAAAGCUUUAGUAGGAGGUAAGCUGAAGACACAACCUAAAGUUAAUUCCUGUCAGCUUGUACCUUCAAUCCCUCCUCUUUCGUCAUCCCAACCUUUAUCUCCUCGAAACACUCAACGUCCUAGCAGCAGCAUUCGAGCAAAGACUUCUACCAAUAAUAGCCAGAAAUCAAACAAACAAUCAAAUUCUGUAACUACAUCAAUAUCUGCUGGUACAGAUGAAGAAAAUUUGUGGCCUCUUAGAUCACUAAGUGUUUUAGUUACAGAACCGGACACAAGCACUGUUUCUAAACAGAAUCCCACAGUAUGUAUAUAUGUUAACCACUCCUGUUCCUGUGGACCUUACUUGGACCCCCAAAAAGUUGCUCAGCUUCCCAUCCAUUUUGGACCUGGCCCUUUGAAUCAAGUACUGCAAGAAUCUAUACAAGCCUGUCUUGAUUGUGCUAAUAAUGAAAAAAGUGUUUUCAAUCUUCUUAAACCAGGGAAUGGAAAAGUCAUUAUUACAGCCAACAUUGAUGGAAGAACCAAUACCUGUUGUUUACCCACUAUUGAUAAAAUAUCCACAUUUUGGAGUUUCUUGGAGAAUAUUUUCAAAGACUUGCUUUGUUGUGAAAAUCUUUACACCAGUCAAACCUUAGAGGGCAAUUGUAAGAAAUGCAGUACUAGUCUUGUAAAAAGAGAAGAAAUGGGUAAUUACCAGUCUGCAGUAGAACUUUCCAAUCAGAAGCGUCGUUGGUCUUCUGAAUCAUCAGACUCUGGGGUUCAUUGUUCAUACAAACCUGCGAAAGUUUUGAGAACUACCAUUGUUAGGGAAACUGAAGCAAGUUCCACAGCCUCCAUAUCAGAGAAGCCUCCACAAAGUCCAUCAGAAUGGAGUAUUGAGAACGUGAUCCAUUUUAUAAAUAGCACAAACAAGGAACUUAGUGUACACAAAGACCUCUUUCGUAAACAUGAAAUUGAUGGGCAAGCGCUGAUGCUAUUAAACAGUGACAUGAUGAUGAAAUACAUGGGGCUGAAGCUUGGGCCUGCCCUUAAAAUAUGCAACCUCAUUGACAAGCUAAAAGGCAAGAAGUCACUGUAGCAUUAAAAUCCACUUAAGUUUUUAUUUGUUUAGAAUUUUUCUUUUCUUGGAGUUAAUCCUAGCUUAGUGUAACUGUGAUGAUGAAAACAUACAUUAUAUUUUGAACAUUCAAAAUAGAAGGUGUAAGAAAUAUUACAAAAGCUGAAAUGCUAGAGUAAGGAAGCAUAUUAUGCUAAUAUAAUAAUAGGUGGGAAAGCAAUGACUUAUAAGAAUAAGUAAAUAUUUUAAUUGAUGGUGGAUCAUACUACAGAAUAAGACAGACCAAUGUUCUGUGAAAAUAUGUAGUAUGUUCUCCCAUCAAUUACAGUUUUUACUUGUGCUUUUAAAUCAUUGUUUACAUGCUUAUUAUUAGCUGAGAUACCAUUCAAACAGUAGCAUGAAGAUAAAGUACAAUCUUGUUCAUAAGCUGAAAGAUGAAAAAUUAUUGUAACAUUUAAUUAACAUAACUUUCUACUUUUCAGAACUUUUACUGUGUUGAAGUUAACCCUAGAGAAUUAAUGUAACAGUUUUGAUCAAAAUAAUUUUUUUCAAAACUCAAAGUAGAGGGUAUAAAAUACAUUACACAUGUUUUAACAAUUUUAUUUGUUUAAUUUUGUCUCAGAAGUUGAUUGGAAAGUGAGAGUUGAAUUUUUUGUAGAUUUUGUAACAAAAUGUUUUUUUUGUUGAAUUUAAAUAAGCCAAUCAGAGAAAAAUCAGACUCCUCUGAGAAGAUGCUUAAAGUCGGUAAUAUAAAUUCUGUUUUUAAGUGAUAUAUAUCUAGAUGUAUAUAUUUCUGAGUGUUUUGUAUAAUGUUUUUAAAUUCAUUCUGUAACUUGUUUUACACAUUUUCAUCUAUAACUAUGAAGAAAUAAGAGGUUUAUUGUAUCUGGAUUGUAAAGGAAAAUUUAAGUGUUCUAUAUUGAAAGAAAAUUUAUGUAUUAUGGAACAACUUUACAUUAAUAUACUUCAAAUAAAUUAGUACAUAAAUCUCUCUCUUUGUGUAGUUAAUAUCUUUAGCCCUAUAUUAUGUUUGAGUAUCAUUAGGGAAAAUGUACUGGGCCUUAUGAAUUAUAGCUUGAAACUGUGCUAAGUACACUUUCUUGCAGUUGUACAUGGAAUUUCUUUUGUUCUUUAUGAUACUGAUAGAAGUAUGUAGUAACUUACAACAGGUUUUACAUUGACUUCAUUCGCAAUUUACCUUUUAUAGAAUGUUUUUGUUUAAUUUACAUAAGGUUGUUAGGUUUUUUCAAUGCAGCUAUAUUUAAACUUGAAUGGAAUGAUUAUGUAGAACUAGAUGUUGUAUAUGUAGCUUUUAAAAAUUUGUAACAGAAAAAACUUGCUAUAUGCUGUAUCUUUUUGAUGCAUUUCAUUCAAAGAAAGUAAAACUUAGGGUACAGACAAGGGGAAAUUAUAAGAGUAACAUCAAUACUCAUACUGUGUGGAAAACAUAUGCAAUAUUUUAAAUGAAGUUAACUUGUUAACUUUUAGGGAUUCAUUUUGGCAUGUCAAAACUUCCACGUACUAAGUAUGUAUUUACCUGAAACAUUUAAAGUUCAUUUAACACUUUAUUCUGAUUUUAUUGCACAGUUUUGUAUUAAAGGUCAGGUUCUAAUGUAGUAUGAGCUCAUAUCAGAUGAUUAGUAACUGAAACAUCUGUUAAGUACUGAAUUUAAGCCAAAAUUUAAGUUAAAAUUUAAGUCAAAUUUAGAAUCAGAAACAUGUUAAUAGGACCUUUUUUGUAACACUAAUUUCAAUAAGUGAUGUGGGUAAGAAGAUGCAGUAUUGUUUCCUAAGCUAGUUUUUAUUUCAUCUUUAUUCCACUAUAUGAAUAAUCACAAAGCAUAAGAUCUUAAUCUUUUCAGUUUAUUUUGUUUUUGUUCCAAAUAGAAGUAUAAGAGGUUGUGGUUCUUAGUUAAGACCUAUCAUCGAUAGGGAGUAAUGAAGUCUGAUGAUUUAUAUUUGUUUUUUAACUGAAUUUUAAGUGUUUUUUCAAGAACUUCUAAGACAUGAUGGAAUAAUCAAGUAUUCAUAUAACAAAUGGUAAACUUUUGGAACUGUGAAUAGGUUAUAAAAAAUUUCAUUUCAUUUGUCUUGUGAAGUUAAAGUUUUGGAUAGGUCACUAAAGUUGAUAACUCAAAUAAAGUUACUGGUUGAGAGAAAAUUUAUGCAUAUGUGAAUUUUACUCAUUUAUUUUGUGUAUAUAUAUAUAUAUAUUGUUUUGGUCUUUUUUUCUAUACAAUGUAAUCUUAACUCAAAUUGCUUGCUUUUGCAGAUUGGCAGUCAUCCUUUAAUUAACUGUUUAUGAUUUCUUUGUUGUCUAAGUAAAUGUAAAGAAAAUACAAGAUGGUUGAAAAGUUAGUUGCUUUACAGUUAUGUAAAUAACAUACAAAUUGCAGCACUUAUGAGUCCUUUGUCAGUCUAGCUACUGUGUUUACUUGUUUGCAAUACAAUCAUACAGUUUCUCCAAAACUAGUAUAAGCCAAUAACACACAUUGAUCAAAGUAUAGAUUGUAUUGGAACUUCUUUGAACUUAGACUUAAGAUUAAACAAUUUUCAGAACACUAAGUUUAUUUAUUAUACCUGCUAUUGUGCAGCUAUAUAAUGUGAAGAACUGAAUAGUGGCCAAUGACACUUUUUCUUCACUUCACCUAUCUAGUGUAUAGGUUUUUCUCCUAAUGACUAUAAAACAUGUUCCCACCAACUAUAUGUUUCUUUAUGGGAUAUGUUCAUAAUUUUUCUGAUCAUAUACAUGUUCAGGUUUUCAAUAUAUAACUAGGUGACAAAUACUCAUAAGCUUUUGUAGUGACUAUAUGAGUUAACACAAAUGAAAAGAAGUAUAAGUAAAAAAUUCUAAAGUUACACGAAUUAUCAUCACCAUUGUUUCUUUGAAUUACUGUUUAAAUCUGAUCAGAAGUUUAGGUUAGUCAUCCAAUCAUUUUAUCAUAUAAGGUGUAAUAUAAAUAUGACAACUUGUGUUACUUUUAAGUUACAACAGGCAGUACUAAAACAAAGACUGAAUCUGAAGUUUUAUCAUCCACAUAGUGUACACAUGAGGGUGCUGUUACAGGUACUGUUUAGUUUAUGUACUUAAUUUCUUAGCAGACAGAGUGAAGAAAGCUUCGGGUCUUCGGCAUCUUAAACAAGAAAAUGUAGCCAAUAGUGCAAGGGUUGUUAAAAAUAGGCUUGUUGUCGUAGACAAAAUCACAAGUGCUUGCAGUGUUUCCACAUUCUACUGUUAUUAUAAGUAGUAUAAUAUUACAGUGCACAUUGGAACUGGAACUUACUUGCCGUAUAUGUACUAUUACUAUUACACAAGUUUUAAUAUUUAACUGUGAGUAAAUUAAAUUUAUUUCUACAUUUUGCAAUAACAAAAACAAAAUGUC
Messenger RNA from Limulus polyphemus (Atlantic horseshoe crab), 5550 nucleotides. RefSeq names its product polycomb protein Scm-like. Gene Ontology annotation, cellular component: nucleus. Gene Ontology annotation, biological process: regulation of DNA-templated transcription. The coding region runs from base 128 to 2188 and encodes 686 amino acids. Gene Ontology annotation, molecular function: zinc ion binding; protein binding. NCBI's taxonomy places the organism in Eukaryota, Metazoa, Arthropoda, Merostomata, Xiphosura, Limulidae. The record is from RefSeq and is a predicted model, not a curated record. The transcript has 13 exons.